This is a messenger RNA of Brassica oleracea var. oleracea, 2853 nucleotides long. RefSeq names its product protein RADIALIS-like 5. Bases 97 to 393 code for a protein of 98 amino acids. The transcript is spliced from 6 exons. The record is from RefSeq and is a predicted model, not a curated record. Lineage: Eukaryota; Viridiplantae; Streptophyta; Magnoliopsida; Brassicales; Brassicaceae. Gene Ontology annotation, molecular function: DNA-binding transcription factor activity.
UCGUAACUUAGCAUCAAUCCCUUUUCUUUCUCUUAAAUCGUUUACCAAACAUAUUAUCUCCAAAAAAAAUCCCCUAAAGAAAGUUCAUACUACAAAAUGGCCUCAAGUUCUAUGAGCUCGUCUUGGACGUCUAAACAAAAUAAGAUGUUCGAGAGGGCUUUAGCCGUUUACGAUAAAGACACUCCCGACCGUUGGCAAAACGUGGCCAAAGCCGUUGGAAGUAAAUCGGCAGAGGAAGUCAAACGUCACUACGACGUUCUCGUCGAAGAUAUUGAGAACAUCGAACAAGACUUGGUCCCUUUGCCCAAAUACAAGACCAUCGAUGUUGGAAGUAAAUCACGAGGCAUCAUUGAUUUUGAUUUGAGGUUAAUGAAGAAUAUGAGAAUCCAGUGAAGUAAGCAAUACUGCCUAUAGAGGAGGAAUAUAUUCGCUUGCUGAUCACUGUAUCCGUUACCUUUUCACUGUGCUACUUUUUUAUUUCUUUUAUCUUAUUUAAUUUUUACAUCAAAUGAAUCAAAUUACGUAGAUAUUAUGGUUUUGUUUUUAUUGAUUGAUUAUUAUGUCUUUUGUCAAUUUUUGUGUUUUGAUUGAUAAAAUAUUAUGGCCUAGUUUCGACGCUUCACAAGCUAGUUAACUCCCUGUUUAUUACCAUUUUUAUUGUCCGUAAAUCAUUGGAAUUGCUUCUUUUUUUCCUCUUGUUGUUGCAUUAGAUUUAUUUUUUUUUUUUUGGUAAAAGCAUUAGGUUUAUUUUUGUUCCUCUUUUCCUAUGUAGUUUUGUGUUACAAACGAAUUUCGGUAUAAAAUUUAACAUUUACACAAAAAAAUAAAAAAAAUAAACUAGUUUACAGCGACUCUUCUUCUCUACAUAUAGGGCUAGUAGUCCGACAAAAGAAAAUUCAUUUUAUAAAUAAUUAAGAGUACGAAUUUCACCAUAUUCUAUAUGGACCAAAAAAACGCAUACGAAAAUCGUUCUAAUGUUGCUUAAUUUAGAACUCGUAUGAAACAAAACAAAAGCCACCUUACCUACUAUUUUCGGUAUGAAACAAAACAAAAGCCACCUUACCUACUAUUUUCGGUGUAACCGCCGUCAACGGUUGGCCGCUACAGCUUAAAAUAAAACCAAACUAAAUUAUCCUUUUGUUCUCCGUCGCAUAUAUAAGUAAGGACCAUUUAAAUUUACAACCCAACAAAAGAAGUACAACACAAAACCGUUUUAACUUUAUAUAGACAGGUUAAAUAAUAAGAUUAUUACCUCUAGUUUCAGAAUCCUUUAUUUGUUUUAAUAUAUUUUUAAAAAGAAGUUUGCCUGGAGAUAGAAUGGCGAAAACAUGGGUAGCUGUGGUGUUGUCCGUGAUGCUACUUGUUUCGAUAAACUCUGUGGUUGCUGAAGAGGAACAGCCGACGACGGUUGGGCAGAGGAUAGACUCCGCCUUGACAGGAGUCACCAAUGCAUUCAAUGAACACGGCGGCAAAGAUGCCGUCGAAACCAUAUCUUCCACCGCAAAGUCCGUUUACGGAUGGUUCGGUGAUAAAGCCAAGGAAAUGGGAAUCCAUUCCUAAACGGAUGAAUGAGUAAACAUCUUAUAGAUGUGAUGUGUUUACUUAAUGAAAAAAGCUUUACCUAUCUGUAAAUGAUUUUAUUUAUCAAAUCUCGAAUGACUAAACAUGUAUACCUGAAUGUAUUUAAACGGAACGCACGAGCUUGUCGAUUAUUCUGCUAAUCAUAUACCGUAAAUUAACUAAUUCCUUGAGUGUGCUCCACAUGAUGGGCCAAUUGUUAUAACUAAAAGGCUCACUACCCAGCCCAUUAUAUGUUGGGUCUGAAAGCCGAAAUGAUUGUGUGUUGGUGGAUGCACCAAAAGCUCAACCGUAAGAUGCACACCAGUUAUCAACCACUUAAUCUCAUGGGUCAGAGGCCGCCACGUAAAGACCCAAUAAAAGCAUCACACGUGGCAAAAUCUGAGCUAGUCAAACCGACCUACACCUUAAACUCCGCGCCUUCUUCCCCCAGAGCUGUGAAGAGAUAAGCGGCGGUCCCAAAUCUCUCGGCUUCGCACGUACGCACGUCACGUGCCGCGAUUGCUGACUUGGUUAAAAAGACACGUGGCGGGCAAAGAUGCAUGGUGCUAUUGUUAAGCACCAAUUGUAGACGAUGAGUUGGCGUGACACGUGUCGAACUCUCACAAUCGGUGGGCUCCUCAAAGCAUUUCCCUCUUUCUCCUCUUGGCUUGAGGAGUUGCACAGUCUCCCUCUCGUCUCUCUCUCUCUUCCUUUUUUUUUUUUUCUUCUUCUAAUACGUUUUUUUUUUUGGGUUCAAAAUCUUUUGUUUGAAUAUUUUUUCUUGAUGGAGUUGGAGCCAAUAUCGAGCUGUUGUUCUACCUCGUCGUCUGGCGAAGACGCGGCGGCGAACAUGACGGAGCUGGAGGCGGCAGAGGCAUUGGCGGAUUUGGCGCAGCUUGCGGUAAUGCGAGAGCAGGUUUUCGAAUCCGCGGCGAGCUGGGGAAGCAAAGGGAAACGAGUUAGGAAGCGAGUCAAGACCGAGUCUCCUCCGGCUGACUCGGAAACGUUACCUACUCCGGAUCUAGCUGAGGAACGGGCAGUGAAGGAAGAAGGAGCAGAACCGAUUAGUAGGGAAGUAACUGAAGUUCCGGUUAAAACUGAAACGAAUGGUGAAACACCUAAACCAAAUCUUGCUUCGACACUAAGGUGUAAUAGACCAAGUGGCUGUGGCCGAUCCAGGCAGAAUUUAAGUGAGGCUGAAAGAGAAGAGCGUAGAAUCAGAAGAAUACUAGCUAACAGAGAAUCCGCUAGGCAGACUAUUCGACGAAGACAGGCAAUGUGUGAGGAGUUGAG